AUGUCCUCUGAAGCCAUUGCACACACUGCUGGUAUUGGGUGUAUCAAUGAUGACCGAACUUGGACUUUGAAUGAUAUUGGAGGUAUAUUCCAGGUCUUUGGUGAUACUGCACAACUCAUGGGUCCUAUCAUCCUUGGGAGCGUUCCGCUGCAAUCAGUUGGAGGAACACCUGGCCCUAAUGUCGGUCGUGGGAUUGUCAUGGCCUUUGGGCUCUUUGGGCUCACUGUGAUGACCAGCAUCUGCACCCACCAGGUUUGGGUCCUGGCCAGAGCCGCGCUGAUAACAUGUAUUUACGGGUGUGGAGUGAACCUGACGGGCAAAGUGCACGUUAAAAUCAACAACACCAUGCUCACUGAUCAACGAGUCAAAGUUCUGCUAGAGGUACUCGGAGCUAUAUGGAUUGUCAAAUACUUCACAUACAAAGUUCCUUUCCUUCCAAGCAAGCACGAUGAAUCUUCUACCUUCGAAAAAAAGGAACUGCAUGGUAUUCAAAGGAUUCUUCAUGUAACUUCAGGGAACUUGGCCCUCGCAGCCUUGAUGCCAGUCCUCGCUGCCACACUAGCUUUUGUCACAUACACCCUGACAGCACACAACCUCAACAUUGCUGUCAUAUUCUGUUUGUUCAGUUUAUUCCAGGUGAAAUUGUUUGUUGCGCGGCUCACACACGUGUUCCGCAUGGAACUUAUUUCCGAAGAUACACUCGUGAUUGACAAGGACCAAGAACCCGUGCUUCUGACCAAGGAUGUGACAUUUGAGUGGGAGUUGUAUGCAAAAGAUUCUGGUGAGGCUUUCAGCUCGAAGGGUGCAUGCGGCGGUGGUCCACCGAGGGGCAAGGACAGAGGUGUGAAGGAGGACAUGGCAAAGGAAAAGGAAAAGCCUGCUCCUGGAAAGGAUACACCUAUUUUUCAGUGUGAUAAUAUCAAUUUUGGCCAACCAUUCAAGAAGGAUAGAUAUUGGUGCAUUAUUGAAACUGCUUGUCUACUUCCAAACCUCCAACUGCUCCCAGAUGGGGAUUUUACUGAGAUUGGAGAAAAGGGAAUCAACCUCAGCGGAGGCCAAAAGCAGAGAGUCAACAUUGCUCGUGCUUUAUAUUUUGAACCUGAAAUUGUUAUAUUUGAUGACCCGCUCUCGGCAAUUGAUGCUAAUGUUGGAAAGUCCUUAUUCCAAGAUGCUAUCGUGGAUUACAUCUAUACCCUGAACAAUGGCAUUAUCACGGAGAGUGGGACUUAUGAGGAUCUUGUCUCUCGUGGUGGUGAUUUUGCACGUUUUGACCUAGAGUUCGGUGGCCAUGCCUUGGAGGGGGAAGAUGAAACCCAGGAAGAGGAUAUCAUUCCGCAGACACGCAUUACCAUCGAGGAUGUGAAGUUGAAGUCAAAAAGAGCCAAGAAGCAGGCUACUGGCAAUGGUAAACUUGAAGGUCGCUUGAUCGUCAAAGAGAAGCGGUCGACAGGCUCCGCAUGGAAAGUGUACUGGACCUACCUUGUUGCAGGCCACGGUUCAAUAACAGGUCCCUUACUUCUUCUUCUUCUCAUCAUGCUUGCGAUGCAGAGGUGCCUGAUCUUGAACUCGUACACACUAGUUUGGUGGGAGACCAACAAAUUCAACCGACCAAACUUGUUCUAUCAGACGCUGUACGGCUGCCUAGGGGCUGGUCAAGCAAUCUUCACAUUCUUGCUAAUGGAUUUCAUGUCCUAUUAUGUGUCUCAAAGCCUGCACCACAAGUCUGUACGCAACGUUGUUCAUGCAUCCAUGUCCUUUUUCGACACUACACCUAUGGGCCGAAUCCUGAGUAUUUUUGGAAAAGAUAUCAACAUUAUCAUUAUGCUGUCCAGCGUGAUGGGUUCUAUCAUCAUCAUUUCUGUCCUUGAACUGUACUUUGUUAUUGCUAUGUUUUUCAUCAUUCUCAGUUACAGCUACUUUACUGCCUUUUAUCGAGCUGGUGCUCGCAAAGUCAAACAUCUGGGUUUAUACUACAUUGAUUUGGAAGAUAGAGCACUAUUCCUCGUGGUUACGAACCAGAGGUGGCUUGCAAUAAGGUUGGACUUCAUGGGAGCCAUAUUAGUCUUCAUUGUAGGCAUAGGGUUGGUACUGUCAUAUACUACCUCGCUGUCACAAAUGUGUGGUCUGUUGACCAGACAAACAGCAGACGUCGAGAAUCACAUGAAUGCAGUGGAGCGAGUGGCACAGUACGUCGCAGGCGACAUGAUACCUCAAGAGGCUCCGUAUGAACUCGAAGAACAAAAGCCCCUGGUGCAAUGGCCUGAACAUGGCGCCAUCGAAUUCAGCCACAUUAAAAUGGCAUAUAGGCCGGGCCUUCCCAACAUAUUGAGAGGUAUCUCCAUCAAGAUUAGGGGAGGCAAAAAGAUAGGCAUUGUUGGAAGGACUGGUGCUGGCAAAUCUUCAUUGAUGCUUGCAUUGUUUCGGAUUGUUGAGAUGUCUGGUGGUUCAAUCACUAUUGAUGGUAUCGAUAUAUCUACAAUUGGUCUUCAAGAUCUCUGCUCCAAGAUUUCUAUCAUCCCACAAGAUCCCAUUCUAUUUAGCGGGACCAUAUGCUCCAAGCUAGAUCCAUUCUCACAACACAGUGACAUGGAGCUAUGGGAUGCACUGCGUCAAUCUUGUCUACUUGAUUUCAGCACCACUUCGAAACAGUCAUUUUCCAGUGAUGGCAUCAGAAGUGAGCAAGCUCCCACCAGCCGCCACCACCUUGACAGUACCAUUGAGAGUGAGGGAGCAAACCUCAGUGUUGGGGAGAGAUCUCUGCUCAGUCUAGCUCGUGCGCUUGUGAAAGACUGCAAAGUCAUUGUGCUUGAUGAGGCCACAGCCUCUGUCGAUCUCAAUACUGACAGUAAAAUCCAGCACACUAUCCAAACGGAAUUCCAGGAUCGGACGCUACUUUGUAUUGCCCACCAACUUUGUACUAUCAUUUCAUAUGACCAGAUUCUGGUCCUUGACGCUGGCCUUGUUGCUGAAUUUGAUACUCCAUCCAGUCUUUUCAAAACAGAGGAUGUUCUUGUAACACUUUUCCGCCAAAUGUGCGAGAGGAGCAACAUCUCAUUGAAAGAUAUACUAGAGUCGAGUAGACAGGUUUAAAUGGCCAAAUCUGUCGUUGAUUUCUUUUCAUGUUGGUAAGGCCUGCACCUGCUAUGCCGUGCUUAUUUCUUGUAGCAAUCUUGAAGCUGAU
Messenger RNA from Suillus bovinus, 3181 nucleotides. RefSeq names its product P-loop containing nucleoside triphosphate hydrolase protein. Gene Ontology annotation, cellular component: membrane. NCBI's taxonomy places the organism in Eukaryota, Fungi, Basidiomycota, Agaricomycetes, Boletales, Suillaceae. The transcript is spliced from 36 exons. The record is from RefSeq and is a predicted model, not a curated record. Gene Ontology annotation, molecular function: ATP hydrolysis activity; ABC-type transporter activity; ATP binding. Gene Ontology annotation, biological process: transmembrane transport. Bases 1 to 3090 code for a protein of 1029 amino acids.